UUCCCAAUUUUUGGAACGCCUGCCAUCAUUAAGCUUGGAAUUCUGUCAAUAUUUUCAAAAUGAAUGGCUAGGCAGGGAAGAAUCGUGGGCAUAUUGCUACAGGAAAGGGAUGGGAAUUAAUACCAACAUGCUGGUGGAGGCAUUUCAUCGUGUUUUCAAGUAUAAUUACCUGAAAGGGAAACACAACAGAAGAGUUGACAACUGCUUGUUCAACCUCCUGAAGUACACCCGAGAUAAACUGUUUGAGAGGUUAAUAAAACUGACAAAAGGAAAGAGCACUAACAAAUUGAAGACCAUACAAGAUCGCCACAACAACAGCAAAGGAUUGAAGAUUGACAGUGUUCAAUGCGUCGACGAAUCAAAAUGGCUGAUAAAAAGUGAAAAAGGUUCCGACACAUAUACAGUCACCAAGCAACACCAGCAUACAUGCACAGACACAUGUCAGUUACGAUGCACAGAAUGUAGCACUUCAGUGUGCAUACACCAGUAUACAUGCACCUGUCAUGAUUAUCUCAUUCAGCACACCAUAUGCAAGCACAUACACCUGUUGCAACACUUUUUAUCUGUUGACACCAAACAGACAAAUGAUAUUGCAAAUGAAGUUUUGAACAGUUCGCAAUCGCAAGAUUUUGUACCUGAGGAAUUGGGACUUUUAACAUCACAUCUCCACAUGCAAAAUAAGGUGUCAAAUGAUAUUGCAUCCCUUAAACAAGGCAUCAAAAGGAAACUUCUUACAUUGUCAGAACAAAUUGAGUCAUGUACCAACAAAGAAGCAUUGCAACAGUUAGACAAACAAAUCAAUGCUGCACAGAACGUCUUUUCAUCGCUGCAAAAGCAUCCAUGCCUCCAUCACAAGAUGCAACCAAUAUCUAACACACCAGCUAAUAAAAAUAUUGAAAAGCAGAAAGGAUUUCGAUCAACCAAGAAAAAAGCCAAAACAACCAACAAAUCUAGAUUGACAAAACCAAGCAAAGAAGAUAUCCUUUCACUCUUUCCAAACACUAAUGAUCCUGAUGAUGUUCAAGAGUUGCUUAGUUGCUUUGGUGUUUCAAACAAAUUAAUCAAGAUGGUCAUGGAGACAAACAAGCCUCUUUCAGAGAAAGACAUCCACCUUGACAAAAAACAUCCAUCAGAAGAAGCAUUGAAUUUCAACAUAAUAUCCAUCAAACAGUACUUAGAUCAAAAAGCAUGGGAAAAAGUUGUCAACUCAUUUCAGAAAUUACAAGAAGAGUGGAGGUGCUCUACAUGCAACAAAGCUAGCUGUGAAGAUAUGAUAAUGUGUGAUUCAUGUUCAACCUGGCACCACUGGGAAUGUGUAAAAAUCAAAAGUGAACAUGAUGAAUGGUAUUGUCAAAUAUGUGAAAAUCUAAAUCAGGAUAUGUCAUCCAACUAACAAUAUCGAAUUGACAAUUAGGGAGACAAUUGUCAAUCAUUUUCACUUGGCAUUCAUGUUUAUGUUAUUGACAACUUUUAUU
Messenger RNA from Dendronephthya gigantea, 1475 nucleotides. RefSeq lists its product as uncharacterized. The record is from RefSeq and is a predicted model, not a curated record. NCBI's taxonomy places the organism in Eukaryota, Metazoa, Cnidaria, Anthozoa, Malacalcyonacea, Nephtheidae. The coding region runs from base 110 to 1393 and encodes 427 amino acids. The transcript has 5 exons. Gene Ontology annotation, molecular function: zinc ion binding.